Messenger RNA from Colletotrichum abscissum, 609 nucleotides. RefSeq lists its product as uncharacterized. Bases 1 to 609 code for a protein of 202 amino acids. The transcript has a single exon. NCBI's taxonomy places the organism in Eukaryota, Fungi, Ascomycota, Sordariomycetes, Glomerellales, Glomerellaceae. The record is from RefSeq and is a predicted model, not a curated record.
AUGUCAAAGGUGGGCCGCUCUUCUGCUUCGGGACACCGAGCCAUGCCACUAACGCUGCUCUGGCCCCGGCGCUGCAACCCUUCUACGGCUACUCAGGGCCGCCACGGGCCUCCCACAAUAAUGCCAACAGGGACCUGGCCGGUUACGGUUCGUAGCCUGGGGCCGGAGGCGCCGUCGAGCCUAGGCGGCUCAAAUUUUUCGACGGAUAUGCGGGUUCAGAUUAUCAUUUACGGAGGAACCAGUGGACCUUGGAUCAAGCACAUGCUUAGGUUCGGAGCGCGGAGAAUGGAGUUAUGGCGCCGACGUGUUCCACCAAGGGAUCCAGCAUGCUCCGCGACAACCUCUCCGGGCCUUUAUCAUCUUGAGUACCAUGUAGGAAGUUGCUUCGCCGUGCGGGACCGUCCGCCGUUACGGCUUGCGGUCAGCUGCCACAGACUGCGGGUUUUAUUACUUCUUAUCGUGUAUUUGUACCCCCUCGCGGUUGAAAUUUCCGUUACAAGUUGUCCAUUCGUCAGAUGUCAUUUAUUAUCUCACGCCUGGUACCCCUCAUCUCACGAUCGAGCCGCUAUCUUGGUCAGAUCAACCCUGUCUCAUGCUUCAGUCGAAUAA